Molecule: messenger RNA, 1440 nt
Organism: Sclerotinia sclerotiorum 1980 UF-70
Lineage: Eukaryota; Fungi; Ascomycota; Leotiomycetes; Helotiales; Sclerotiniaceae
Exons: 2
Coding region: 1-1440 (479 amino acids)
Biological process (GO): cellular response to pH
Cellular component (GO): plasma membrane
Source: RefSeq, a predicted model, not a curated record
AUGCCUUUUCCAUUCGAGCUUCCUACAACAUCAUCAUUUUCGUUUUCAACAUACUUCACCAGCGACUCACAUCCAUCACUACCUUUGGCAGCGAGUACCUACAGAGGAGUUCUUCGUAAUGCAUUGAAGAGACACAAACGACUUACUCCUUCACAACAAUCUUCAAACCUUUCAUCCAUUCUUCAAGCACUUAAUAACUACAUCCCAUAUCUAUUAGCUCUUGACUCUGGCAUAUCUUCCCAAUCUCAAUCAGGAGCAGAACAUAUAGAUAUCAUUCUUACUUCAACACCAACCUUGGAAUGGCGUCCAACUCUUUCAGAUCACCCGAUCCCUGGGAGAGAAAUCCCAAGAAUAAAAAUACAAAGUCUAGAAUAUGAAAUUUAUUUCGUUCUUUCAACACUAGCCUAUACUCAUGUUCUUCUCUCACGAUCUUCAUUACAUCCCCUUUAUUCAUCAGCUACAGCAUCACCAUCAUCUGAUCAAAGAACUUCAUGUAUUAAAGCUGCUACAGAACAAUUAUUAUCAGCUGGUUCAAUUCAUAACUAUCUUUUUGCUCGCUCAACAACUUUAACUUCUCCACCUCCUUGUCCAGAUAUUUCGAAUCCAGUUUUUCGUGCUUUAAGUAGCUUGACUUUAGCGGAAAGCAAUUUACUAGCAGUUUUGAAAGAUGAUCCAUAUCCGGCAGCAGUUCAACAAGAUCGCAAUAAAAACGAUAAGGAAUGGAUGAUUAAAGCUCCUGAGAUGCCUAAAGUUCGCGCUCAUCUAUUUGCAAGGUUAUGCCUUGCUGCUGCUGAACAUGCAGGUAAUGCAUUAGCAAUGUUAGGUGGGAUGGGUAAUGGAGGAAAGGAAAAAGUUGAUGCUGAGUUAUUAAAAUAUGUGGAAGAUUUGCGAAGAGUAGGAAGAGGAAAAGCUUGUAGAUUUUUCGGUGUGGAUGCUGAAUUAGGUGGAAAAACAGGUGAUGGUAUUGGAUGGUUAAGGGCUGGCUUGAGUGAGUUGGGAAUAGCGGUGGGAGAUGAUGGAAAGAAAUCUUCUGGAAUAGGAUUCGGAAGAUUUAAGAAAGAGUGGACAGAGAAAAGAGAAGAUCGUAGGGUAGAGAAAGGAAAGGAUUGGGGAAGUGAUGCAGGGAAAGCAGAAGAAGCUAGAGUUCUAGAAAUGUUGGAAAAGAAAUGGGUGAAGAUGAAUGAUACUAUCGGUACACAACUUAUACCUUCUAUAGGUACACUCAUCUCCAGUCUACCAUCAGGACGGGAAAUGCAUACAUUGAAAAUGUAUAAUCCUCCAGGCCUUGACACGCAAGUUUUGGAAAAUAUGAGAGCACCCCCAGAUCGAGCAGAUACAUAUGAAGAGAAUGAUAGUUCGGAUGAAGAUCAUAAUGGAACACCAGUUGGUGCAUUCCCAGGUACUAAAGGGGAUUAUACUGCUAGCGCGAAUUAUUUUUAA